CGAGAUUUCGAAGAAUCGCACAAUUUCGUCACUCACUUACGCACAACACCGCUCGGACGGAGUUGCAUAAUUCGACAAUGAAACGGUGAACUAUCUUGGCGUUUUGAAAUGGCCUACACAUGCACAUUCGCGGAUAUAACCGGCCGGCUUUCCCAUACCCAUGUACAAACGUGCUAUGAAUUCGCGUCCACAUGAAUCCACGCCAUGAAGCACGAAUUGUAAACAUCCGCCCAUGAUGCGUAAUAUUCACAUAAAACUUACGCAAUUACGCGGCCACCGUUGUAUAAAAUAGACAUCUAUGAGAAGAUACUUUCAGUAUAAUAGAAUCUACUGAGCUCUGUCCGAGAAGUGAAUUCAUUAUGAGUUACUAUUUGUUUCUCUCUCUAUUAAUUGCGGUUUGCAAGGCGGGCAUAAUACCAAAUGAGGAUUACUCGCAUCAUGCGAUUUAUCAUGGCUAUGGCGCUACAAGUUAUCAAAAUGUGCAGCUUAAUAAUCACGAUGCUAUAGAAUUGCCCGCAAACUAUGGAGAUCCCGCAGAAAUUCAGGAGGUUGAUGUAGAGCACCAUCAUGAGAGAAUCAUCCCAAUUGUGGAAUCAGACAAUGACGUAGAUCACAUCAUGUCUCAUUCCGCUCCAUAUGAAGAAUUUGCUGUUGAUGACGUCAAAUCUGACAUACUCGAUCAUGAUCAUUAUCUCGAUCAUGACCAUUAUGAAACAUCAUUAUAG
Molecule: messenger RNA, 725 nt
Organism: Atta colombica
Lineage: Eukaryota; Metazoa; Arthropoda; Insecta; Hymenoptera; Formicidae
Exons: 3
Coding region: 360-725 (121 amino acids)
Source: RefSeq, a predicted model, not a curated record